AUGGCCGGACUCACGCCUUCUCCAGACAUUAGUCCCGUGUCAGCAGCAACCACCAAUGGUCUGUUCCCGCGAGACUCCUUCUGCCUUAACCUUGCCACUCUACCGGACGCGAGCAGCUUCAUGCUCAAAUCUGCACUGCGCUCUCCCCAUCUCCUCGAGUCCCCCAAUGGCCUUAUCUUUGGUGGUGGUGGUCUGAGCAAUUCAUACCGAAAGCGCGCCCGCAACAUGUCUCAGUCGUCCGGUACCGAUCGUGAGAUGUCCAUAAACGGCACACCACCCGCAACGAGCCAGGCAGGAAGCACCGCGCUCGCUACUACCAAUUCCAACGGCUCAAUCAGCGAACAGCGACCGCUAAACAAAAAGCGUCCCAGCACCGACACAAUCGAUUACCCAAGGAGACGCGCGACUAUCGCGUGCGAGAUCUGUCGGUCCAGGAAGUCGCGGUGCGACGGCACAAGGCCGAAAUGCAGGCUUUGUACGGAACUCAACGCAGAAUGCGUCUACCGGGAGCCUGGGAUCAAACUCGACGCCGGCGACAAACUGAUCCUGGAGCAUCUCAAUCGUAUUGAAGGUCUUCUGCAGACUAGCAUCACCAGCACGUUCUCACUAGCCACGCACUCGCCGACUACCAGCAACUCCACGAGUGAGGACUUCCUUGGCCGCAGCACCGGCCACAUGUCCCAUCUGGGUAUGGUUCAGCCAAUCAACGGAAUUGGCACGUGGACCAACCACCCUUCCAACAUCUCGACUAUGCCGAAGACGCACAACACGGCAGCCUUGAACCUGUUGUCUUCCCCUAUGAUUCGGGAGCUGGUCUCUCGUCCAUACGAUCCCAAGAUCUUGCUUCAGCUGGAGAUGAGCCGAGAACCAGUCAGCCUUGUGACUUCACGCGGCUUGGAUCUGUCGAACACUGGCCAGUAUGUGCAGGCGUACUUUGAGCGUGUGAAUGUCUUCUACGCAUGUGUCAAUCCGUAUACCUGGAGCAGCUAUUACCAAACGGCCCUCACCCAGGGGUUCCGCGGAGGCCCGGAGAGUUGCAUAGUGCUUCUGGUGCUGGCACUCGGUCAUGCUGGGAGUACUGGCAGCAUAACGCUACAGAAUCCUGAGAAGGAGCCUCCUGGUUUGCAAUGUUUUGCUGCAGCAUGGGAGUUGCUUCCCAGCAUGAUGACCAGGAACAACAUGGUGGCGGCGCAAUGUCAGAUCCUGGCUGCUGCUUAUCUGGUAUACCUGGUCCGACCUGUUGAAGCAUGGAACGUCUUGUCGGGGGCUAGCAUGAAGCUGCAACUACUUCUCAGUGCUCCCGGUAGAGUCUCGCCAGCCGAGGAAGAGCUGGGCAGGAGAGUUUAUUGGAACGCAGUGAUGAUUGAGAGUGAUCUUCUUGCUGAACUCGAUCUUCCGCAUUCUGGUAUCUCACAGUUUGAAGAGGGCUUCUCAUUGCCCACCGGCUUUGAGGAUAUGGGCACUGAGGCAGUCGGCCGAGACGAGUUAUGGUACUUCCUGGCAGAGAUUGCCCUUCGGAGACUGCUGAACAGAGUGAGCUCGAUGCUCUACAUCCGCACGACACCGUACUCGAAAGGUCCGGCUGCCACAUCGAUCGCACAGCUGGAUCCGCUUGUCGUGGAACUUGACUUCCAGCUGAACCAGUGGUACGCAGGCCUGCCACCAGCGAUGCAAUUUCCGCUCGAUCGUGUCCCCCUGCAGAACCCCGUACAGACAGUACUGAGGCUUCGUUACUUCGCUUGCCGCACGAUCAUCUUCCGGCCGUACGUUCUGCUCGUUCUGCAGGACGAGAGCCUCGCACUGGAUUCAAGCGUGCAGGACAAUUGCCACAAGUGCCUGGAGGCGUGCGUACGCCAGCUGGAGUAUAUCACUGCGCACCACGCAGGCCACCUGCCUUAUCUGUUCCAAGGCGCGCUCUCGAUUGUCUCGCAGACUCUUCUCAUUAUGGGCGCGACCAUGACCCAGUCGCUGUCUCAACUCCUCCCUCCACCAGCAACCAUGGAUGACAUUAUCAACAAUGUUGUGUUGGAGAUGGAACGCUACGCGCACCUUGCCCCCAGUAUCCGCCUCUCCGCUGAGCUCGUCCGCGAAGCCGAAGGCAAACGACAGAUGUGGCUCCGGACUGCCGGCCUAAAGUUCGAUGACUGA
Molecule: messenger RNA, 2148 nt
Organism: Didymella exigua CBS 183.55
Lineage: Eukaryota; Fungi; Ascomycota; Dothideomycetes; Pleosporales; Didymellaceae
Product: C6 zinc finger domain-containing protein
Exons: 4
Coding region: 1-2148 (715 amino acids)
Biological process (GO): regulation of DNA-templated transcription
Molecular function (GO): zinc ion binding; DNA-binding transcription factor activity, RNA polymerase II-specific
Source: RefSeq, a predicted model, not a curated record